GCCGAGUGUGAACCUGAUGGAGCCCGGAGUUGAAGCUGCGUCCGCGGGCGUGCAAGUGCGCGAUGAACUGUCCGAGAAAUGUCAGAAGCUAUUUUUGGAGUUUUUGGAAGAGUUUCAGGAUAAAACCGGCGAUGCUUUAUAUCUGUCUGACGCGCAAGAGCUGAUCAGACCGGAGAGAAACACACUGACCGUGAGCUUCAGCAACAUCGAGCACUACAACCAGCAGCUCGCCACCACCAUUCAAGAGGAGUACUACAGGGUUUAUCCGUGUCUCUGCCGAGCAGUUCGACACUUUGCCAGAGAUCAUGGAAAUAUUCCACCGUCCAAAGAGUUUUAUGUGGCUUUUUCAGAAUUUCCAUCUAGGCAAAAGAUCCGUGAGCUCUCCGCCGCCCGAAUCGGCACUCUGUUACGAAUCAGUGGUCAGGUGGUGCGAACCCACCCUGUGCACCCGGAGCUGGUCAGCGGCACCUUCCUCUGUCUGGACUGUCAGUCCGUCAUCAAAGACGUGGAGCAGCAGUUCAAAUACACACAGCCGACCAUCUGCAAGAACCCCGUGUGUGCCAACCGCCGCCGAUUCAUGCUCGACACCAACAAGUCCCGCUUUGUUGACUUCCAGAAAGUGCGCAUCCAAGAGACGCAGGCGGAGCUGCCGCGAGGCUGCAUUCCUCGCAGUAUGGAGGUGAUUCUGAGGGCGGAGGCCGUGGAAACCGCACAAGCAGGAGAUCGCUGUGACUUCACCGGCACACUGAUAGUUGUGCCUGAUGUGUCCGUCAUGGCAUUCGCUGGCACGCGAGCAGAAACCAGCAGCAGGGUGACUGGAAAGGAGGGCUUUGAGGCUGAUGGCAUUCAGGGGCUCAAGGCUUUGGGUGUCCGAGAACUCUCCUACAGACUGGCCUUCCUGGCUAACAAUGUGGCCCCAACCAACCCACGGUUUGGAGGGAAGGAGCUUCGUCAGGAGGAUCAGACAGCUGAGAGCGUGAAGAACCAGAUGACCGUACAGGAAUGGGAGAAAGUGUUCGAGAUGAGCCAAGACAAGAAUCUCUAUCACAACCUCUGCACAAGUCUCUUCCCCACCAUUCACGGAAAUGAUGAAAUUAAACGUGGGAUUCUGCUGAUGUUAUUUGGUGGUGUUGCCAAGACGACCAUGGAGGGGACGUCUUUACGUGGCGACAUCAACGUGUGCAUAGUUGGAGACCCGAGUACAUCUAAGAGCCAGUUCCUCAAGCAUGUGGAGGAUUUCGCCCCCAGAGCGGUGUACACCAGCGGUAAAGCCAGCAGUGCUGCCGGUCUGACCGCCGCUGUGGUCAAAGACGAGGAGUCGCAUGAGUUCGUCAUCGAAGCAGGAGCCCUCAUGUUGGCCGAUAAUGGGGUUUGUUGUAUUGAUGAAUUUGACAAGAUGGACCUUAAGGACCAGGUGGCCAUUCAUGAAGCCAUGGAGCAGCAGACCAUCUCCAUCACAAAGGCGGGCGUUAAGGCCACACUGAAUGCUCGCACCUCCAUCCUGGCUGCUGCAAACCCCAUCGAUGGCAGAUACAACCGCGCCAAGUCUCUCAAGCAGAACGUCAACAUGUCAGCACCUAUCAUGUCCAGAUUUGAUCUCUUCUUCAUACUGGUGGAUGAAUGCAAUGAGGUUACAGACUAUGCCAUCGCCCGGCGGAUUGUAGAUCUUCAUGCCAGGAACAUUGAGUCGGUAGAAAGAGUUUACAGUACUGAAGAAAUCCAGAGAUACAUUCUGUUCGCCCGGCAGUUUCAGCCAAAGAUCUCACCAGAGGCUCAGGAGUUCGUGGUGGACCAGUACAAGCGUCUGCGGCAGAGGGAUGGAGGUGGAACCACCAAAUCAGCCUGGCGGAUCACAGUGAGGCAGCUGGAGAGCAUGUUGCGUCUGUCUGAGGCCAUGGCCAGACUCUACUGCUCAGACGAGGUUCAUCCCAAACAUGUGAAAGAGGCGUUUAGACUAUUAAAUAAGUCUAUUAUUCGAGUGGACUCCCCCGACAUUAAUUUUGACCAGGAGCAUGAUGACAAUGAUCAGAAUGACCUGUUUGGUAAAGAGACUGAAGGUCAGAAUGGAGCUGAAGUGAACAGCCAUCCGGUGGAGGCCAUGGACACUGAUGAGGUGGAAAAGCAGGAGAAGCCAGCUGCAUCCAAACCUGCUCUUAAAAUGUCAUUUGCGGAGUACAAGAAAGUCUCUAACCUGCUGGUGCUGCACAUGCAAAAGAUGGAACAACUGGAUGAGGAGUCAUCUCUGAAGAAAAGUGAGCUCAUUAACUGGUACCUGAAGGAAAUGGAGAGUGAAAUUGAUUCAGAAGCUGAACUCGUCGCCAAGAAGAAUCUCAUUGAGAAAGUGCUUUACAGACUCAUCCAUUAUGAUCAUAUCAUCAUAGAGCUGACUAAAACAGGACUGAAGCAGAUCCAUGAGGAUGGAGAUGAGCCUGUCAUGGAGGAGGAUCCGUUCCUGGUGGUGAAUCCCAAUUAUAUACUGGAAGACUAGUCAAGCUGGCUUCAAAAACCUUGAUCAUUUUUACUUACUGAUGCUUCUAUUAUCUGAAUUUAUGACUAAUGUAAUAUGCAACAUUUUUGAUCGAGUGAAGCAAAAAAAUAAAAAUAAACGGAAUAUUUUGCAUUUG
Molecule: messenger RNA, 2624 nt
Organism: Carassius carassius (crucian carp)
Lineage: Eukaryota; Metazoa; Chordata; Actinopteri; Cypriniformes; Cyprinidae
Gene: mcm6l
Product: MCM6 minichromosome maintenance deficient 6, like
Exons: 17
Coding region: 17-2488 (823 amino acids)
Biological process (GO): DNA replication initiation; mitotic DNA replication; double-strand break repair via break-induced replication
Cellular component (GO): nucleus; MCM complex
Molecular function (GO): ATP binding; single-stranded 3'-5' DNA helicase activity; single-stranded DNA binding
Source: RefSeq, a predicted model, not a curated record